Hypanus sabinus (Atlantic stingray) is the source of this 3236-nucleotide messenger RNA. Its product is annotated as probable G-protein coupled receptor 82. Bases 592 to 1590 code for a protein of 332 amino acids. The record is from RefSeq and is a predicted model, not a curated record. Gene Ontology annotation, molecular function: G protein-coupled receptor activity. Gene Ontology annotation, biological process: phospholipase C-activating G protein-coupled receptor signaling pathway; positive regulation of Rho protein signal transduction. NCBI's taxonomy places the organism in Eukaryota, Metazoa, Chordata, Chondrichthyes, Myliobatiformes, Dasyatidae. The transcript is spliced from 3 exons. Gene Ontology annotation, cellular component: membrane.
CUGUGGGAGGGGUGGUACUGUAAGUGUGGAAGUCCAAGGGAGGUCAGAGUUGUGAUGCCUGUGUAUACAUUUAUUCUGCGGUAUGGCAUAGAGCAGUCCUAUCUGGCCCUUUGAGCUGCAUCACCCCAGCAAACCCAGUUUACCCCUAACCUAAUCACAGGACAACUUACAUUGACCAAUUAACCUACUAACCUGCAUGUCUUUGUACUGGCGAGGAAAGCCAUGCAUUCCACAGGGAGGACACACAGACUCCUGACGGAUAACAUCAGAACUGAACUCUGACCUGAGCUGUAAUAGCAUGGUGCUGGCUGCUGUGUUACCGUGGUGCCUGAAGAUGGCUGAUCUCUAUGAAUCUCAGAGCUGCGGCCAGGAACUGAAGGUUGGAGGCCCAAUAUCUGUGAGUCUAGAUUAACUACAGAGGCCUGGAGGUAGCCCGUCCUGGGCUUGGAGGACUGUGCGUACGAGGGAUUAUUCUCGUGAACCUCCUCUGGACCCUCUCCAAUUUACAGUCAAGACCCUGCAUCAAGACUAGAGAGUGGAGAGAAAAGACAGCCGCUAUAGAGGCGAGGGCGUAGAGGUCAGUGGUGAGCCAUGAACAACUCCACCAGAAUGUUGCCGCAUAUGUGUAACUACACCGCAGGCCCGCUGGAAAAAGGUAUGCUCCCCAUCAUGUACACUGUCAUCAGUUUCACCGGAAUACUGGCCAAUUUCUGGAUAUUACUGAUAUUCCAAAAGCAAUUCCUAAAGAAGAGUGGCGUGCGAAUCUACCUGAUGAACCUCUCGGUGGCAGAUCUGAUCAUUUGCCUGGUUCUACCUUUCAGAGUAGCCCUGCUGAUAAAGGGGGAUACCUGGGAAGAAAAUUCGGACAAAUGCAUCGCAGUCAACAUAAUCAUCAACCUCUGCUUUUACUGCACGCUCGCCUGCCGGACUCUGUGCUUAAUUUUCAUCGGCUUUACCCGGUACGCAGUGAUCGUGAAGUUCCAGAACAAGAAGUUCGAUCUGUUGUACCGACUCACUUUUGCCAAGUGCGCAUGCACGGCUUUCUGGAUUGUGGGGACGUUGUUAGUGCUAACCUGUUCCAUUUACGCACUACAGUCAAUGAAAGUGUCAAUGUCUCGGUGCUACAGUGUCCAGGUGUACAACGAUCUGCAGCCUAACUUGGUUGCACUCAUUGUCAUCUCAAUACUCUUUCUUAUUAUUUUAAUGCCGCUUGUUAUUCUGUACAUUUUAGUAAUGAUCUACUUGUUCGAGGUGAGUAAAAACAGUUCAGUGCAGCGAAGCCGUAAACUUUACAAGAAAACGCAGCUGAGGAUUUGCGUUGCUGUAUCUACCUGUGUGGUGUGCGUGCUCCCUUACAUCAGCUAUCAGUUCAUUUCGAACAUUUACCGAGUGACGCAAAACGAAUGCCAUGUGCUGGUAAAGAUGCAGGAGGCAAAACAGAUCCUGUUGUUGCUGGUUUCAUUUAACAGCUGCCUAGAUCCCAUCUUGUACAUCAUCAUCCAGAAAUAUUUCUCAGUUGUCAACUGGAACCUAGACCCACAGACCAUAGGGAAGUCUUUGGACAGGGAAACUGUGAGUAACACUCACUAGUGUGAUCUUUCUGUGCCCACCGGAGUCUGUAACUAGAGCGCUCAAACUUCAGCGGAGGGGCUGGAAACUUUUAAAAGGAACCUGAAAGGCGACCUUCUCACAUUGACAGUGUCGAGAUCAUGAACUCACUGCCAGAGGAAGUGGUUAAGGCUGCUGCAAUUACUAAAUUUAAAAGGCGUUUUGUAAUGUACAGCGAUAGGAAUGCUCCAACACAGGCGAGAAUACAGGCGACAAGUGAGCGUAAAUCUUUACAUCACUUCACUGGCCGCUGUUGUCCGUAAGGAGAUUGCGCGUUCUCCCUAUAAGCGGUGGGUUCCUCCGGUCUCCUCCCACAAUCCCAGGGCAUAUGGUUUAGGGCUAGUGAGUUGUGGGCAUGCUACGUUGGGGCGGGAUGUGCGGGCAGCCCCCAGCACAUCCUCCGAUUGUGUUGGUUGUUGACGCUGGUACGAUGUACAGGUGAACAGGUUAAUUGCUCAUUGUAAGUCGUCCUGUGACCAGGCCGGGGUGCAGUUCUGUGCUGUAUCUGUAAAUAAAAAUAGACUUGUUAUUUACCACACCAUUAUGUCUGCUUGAUUACUACAAGCCUUUCCUUCGGGGACUGUAAGACAAGGGUGAACUGGGUGCUCAGCAGGGUCAGUCAGGCCUUGUAACAUUAGGCAACACCCAAGCGGCUGGAGGUCAACAAAUCAGUAAGCAUAGAUUGUAAACUGGUAAAUUGGUUUAUUAUUGUCACAUGUACAGAGGGACAGUAAAAAUCUUUGGUUUGCAUGCCAUCCUCUUCACGACAACAGUACAUUGGUAAGAACGAUGCUAUUACAGCUCAGGGCGUCUAGCGUUCACAGUUCAACUCCGGCAUCCUCCUGUGGGUGAGACCUCCCAUCAGGACUCUGUCUGCCCUCCUCAGAGGCCAACGUGAUCAAAGACUCUACCCACCCCGGACACUCUCUCUUCUUCCAUCACCUCCCCCCCAUCGGGCAGAAGAUACAGAAGCCUGAAAGCUCGAACCACCAGGCUCAAGGCAGCUUCUAUCCUCCUGUUAUAACGGUCCCCUAAAAUUAAACCUUGACUUCAUCAGCUACCUCAUUACGAUUCUUCACCGUACUGCCUGCACUGCACUUUCUCUGUAGCUGUUACACUGUAUUCUGCACUCUUAUUGUUUUCCCUUCUACGAUAAGACUAUAAGAUAUGGGAGCAGGAUCAGGCUAUUCAGCCCAUCACUUCUCUUUUAUUUGAUCGUGGCUGAUUAUUUAUUUAUUUAGAGAACAAGCACUGACCCACCCAGUCACCCCGCCCAGCAUCGUUUUACAAUGACCAACCUACUAACCGGUCAGUUUUGGACUGUCGGAGGAAAUAUGAGCACCCGGAGGAAACCCACACGCACACGGGAAGAACAGACUAGCUUUCUUACAGCGGACACCAGAAUUGAACUGGAACUUCUCGACACCCCGAGCUGUAAUAGCGUCUCACUAACAAUGACAAUACUGUGUAUUGUGGAGACUGUAUUUCCAGAGAGGCUGAGGCUUGCUGUGAAAAUUCCAGUGUUUUUGAAGAGUUUCAUUUAUAUCGCUUUUAUUGAACUGAUGCUCAACAAUGCAGUCUGUAAUAAAACAACGAGAAAUAAAAGAUAUAUAAAAGAUAAAAUAAAA